Molecule: messenger RNA, 5289 nt
Organism: Closterium sp. Naga37s-1
Lineage: Eukaryota; Viridiplantae; Streptophyta; Zygnematophyceae; Desmidiales; Closteriaceae
Source: the annotation of a GenBank genome assembly
AUGGCUCGCAGAGAGGAGAAGGAGCGGCGUGAACAAGAGGCGGCAGAGCACGCGAAGGCGGCAGAGGAGCUGAAGAGAGUGGAGGAGGCACGCCAGAAGGCAGAGGCUGCAGCAAGAAUGAGGGAGGAGGCAGAGGCGAUGGUUCGCAGAGAGGAAGAGGAGCGGCGUGCAAUAGAGGCGGCAGAGCACGCCAAGGCGUCAGAGGAGGUGAAGAGAGCGGAGGAGGCACAGAAGAGGGCAGAGGCUGCAGCGAUAGUGAGGGCGGAGGCAGAUGCAAACAUACGCAGAGAGGAAGAGGAGCGGCGUGCAAAAGAGGCGGCAGAGCACGCGAAGGCGGCAGAGGAGCUGAAGAGAGUGGAGGAGGCACGCCCGAAGGCAGAGUCUGCAGCGAGAAUGAGGGCGGAGGCAGAGGCGAUGGUUCGCAGAGAGGAAGAGGCGCGGCGUGCAAUAGAGGCGGCAGAGCACGCCAAGGCGGCAGAGAAGGUGAGUAGAGCCGAGGAGGAACGGCAAAGGGCCGAGGCUGCAACGAGAUUGAGGGCGGAGGCAGAUGCGAUCGUACGCAGAGAGGAAGAGGAGCGGCGUGCAAAAGAGGCGGCAGCGCACGCGAAGGUGGCAGAGGAGCUGAAGAGAGUGGAGGAGGCACGGCAGAAGGCAGAGGAUGCAGCGAGAAUGAGGGCGGAGGCAGAGGCGAUGGUUCGCAGAGAGGAAGAGGCGCGGCGUGCAAUAGAGGCGGCAGAGCACGCCAAGGCGGCAGAGAAGGAUAGUAGAGCCGAGGAGGAACGGCAAAGGGCCGAGGCUGCAACGAGAUUGAGGGCGGAGGCAGAUGCGAUCGUACGCAGAGAGGAAGAGGAGCGGCGUGCAAAAGAGGCGGCAGCGCACGCGAAGGAGGCAGAGGAGCUGAAGAGAGUGGAGGAGGCACGGCAGAAGGCAGAGGAUGCAGCGAGAAUGAGGGCAGAGGCAGAGGCGAUGGUUCGCAGAGAGGAAGAGGCGCGGCGAGCAAUAGAGGCGGCAGAGCACGCCAAGGCGGCAGAGAAGGUGAAGAGAGCCGAGGAGGCACGGCAAAGGGCCGAGGCUGCAGCGAGAGUGAGGGCGGAGGCAGAGGCGAUGGUUCAAAGAGAGGAAGAGGAGCGGCGUGCAAAAGAGGCGGCAGAGCACGCGAAGGCGGCAGAGGAGAAUAUGAGAGCCGAGGAGGCACGGCAAAGGGCCGAGGCUGCAGAGAGAGUGAGGGCGGAGGCAGAGGCGAUCAUACGCAGAGAGCAGGAGGCGCGGCGCGCAAUAGAGGCGGCAGAGCACGCGAAGGCGGCAGAGGAGCUGAAGAGAGCGGAGGAGGCAUGGCAGAGGGCAGUGGCAGAGGAGAUGGUGAGGUUGGAGGCAGAGGCGAUGUUUCGCAGAGAGGAAGAGGAGCGCCGUGCAAAAGAGGCAGCACAGCACGCCAAGGCGGCAGAGAAGGUGAGUAUAGCCGAGGAGGAACGGCAAAGGGCCGAGGCUGCAGCGAGAUUGAGGGCGGAGGCAGAUGCGAUCAUACGCAGAGAGGAAGAGGAGCGGCGUUCAAUAGAGGCGGCAGAGCACGCGAAGGCGGCAGAGGAGGUGAAGAGAGCCGAGGAGGCACGGCAAAGGGCCGAGGCUGCAGAGAGAGUGAGGGCGGAGGCAGAGGCGAUCAUACGCAGAGAGGAAGAGGAGCGGCGUGCAAAAGAGGCGGCAGCGCACGCGAAGGCGGCAGAGGAGGUGAAGACAGCCGAGGAUGAACGGCAAAGGCCAGAUGCUGCAGCGAGAGUGAGGGCGGAGGCAGAUGCGAUCUUACGCCGAGAGCAGGAGGCGCGGCGCGCAAUAGAGGCGGCAGAGCACGCGAAGGCGGCAGAGGAGCUGAAGAGAGCGGAGGAGGCACGGCAGAGGGCAGUGGCAGAGGAGAUGGUGAGGUCGGAGGCAGAGGCGAUGUUUCGCAGAGAGGAAGAGGAGCGCCGUGCAAUACUGGCGGCAGAGCACGCGAAGGCGGUAGAGGAGCUGAAGAGAGUGGAGGAGGCACGGCAGAGGGUAGAGGCUGCAGCGAGAGUGAGGGAGGAGGCAGAGGCGAUGAUUCGCAGAGAGAAGGAGGAGCGGCGUGCAAUGGAGGCAGCAGAGCACGCGAAGGUGGCAGAGGAGCUGAAGAGAGAGGAGGCACGGCAUAGGGCAGAGGCUGCGGCGAGAGUGAGGGCGGAGGCAGAGGCAAUGGUACGCAGAGAGGAAGAGGAGCGGCGUGCAUUAGAGGUGGCAGAGCACGCGAAGGCGGCAGAGGAGGUGAAGAGAGCCGAGGAGGAACGGCAAAGGGCCGAGGAAGCAGCGAGAGUGAGGGCGGAGGCAGAUGCAAUCAUACGCAGAGAGGAGGAGGCGGGGCGUGCAAUAGUGGCGGCAGAACUUUCGAAGGCGGCGGAGGAGCGGAAGAGAGUGGAGGAGGCACGGCAGAGGGCAGUGGCUGCAGCGAGAGUGAGGGCGGAGGCAGAUGCGAUGGUUCGCAGAGAGGAAGAGGCAAGACUUGCGACGGAGGAGGUGGACAUUGCACUGGAGGAGGCGCGCAUUGCUACGGAGGAGAUGGACAUUGCACGGGAGGAGGCGCGCUUAGCGACGGCGGAUCCUCUGCAGGUGACAGGCGUUGAAAUGGAGAGGGCGACGGCAAGCGUUGGUGAGCUGGUUAUAGAGAGUGGUACUACCUCGACGGAGAACAUGAGGGUAGACGGGGCAGAGAGGACAACUGCUGAGCUUGAGGAGAUGCGCCGCAGAUGGGCGGAUGAAUUGGAGUCGCGACAACGACGCGAAGAGGCUGCGAUGCUGCGAGCCGCCGAAGAGCAGGAGCGUAUAGAAGCAGAACAAGAGUUGGCAGCAGCAUUCGAAAGGCUAAGAGCGCAACGAGAACACUGUAGGGCAGAGGGGGCGCGGGAGAGGCUACAUGCUGCAGAGAUGGCGAGGAUAGAGGCCGAAGCGUUGCGACAAAUACUGGCGGAAGACGCUCGGAGCGCAAGGGAGGAGAACGAGCAGGAAAGUGCAGCGGUUGAGCAGACAGCAAAUGCGAAGACACAAGCUGUGGGGAUUGCGGAGGGAGCGACGGCAAUGGGAAAUGCAGCCGGAGUCAUGCAGGAUGAUACAGUACGGGCAAUUGCCGAGGAGGAGCAUAGGCUGGCCGACGCGGAGCGGAACAAUGCAGCAGCUGCAGAGAGGGCGAUGCAAGAGGUAGAAAUGAUGCGCCGUAGAUGGGACGAGCAGAUGGCCACAAGAGGAGCGAGGUUGCAAGCAUCGAGGGUGCGGGUUGCGCGGGAGGAGAGAAUGGCGGAGGUGGCGGCAGGCAACGACGUGGAGAGGGCUAGGCAUGAUGCAAGUGAACAGUUUCGUCACACCGGCCGCGAUAGUGCUACGAUGCAGAGGGAUCGAGAGUGGGGAGAGGUCGAGACAAUCCUGCAACAGAGCGUCAUGCAGGGAGCCGCGAUAUCAGAGGAGACAGAUGACGGGUUUGUAGAGGUGGGAACAGCCGGAGUAGGUGGAGGUGUGGGCGGAAUGGCAGAGGUUAUUCGACGUCUUACAUACGUCGCCCAGGCGGUGGCCAGCAGCUCCGCACAACAAAAUGCUAGGAUUAGUGGCAACCUCCGCCAGCUCCAAUCUGCUUGUACGCGCAUUGCCCGGUGGACAGAGGACUACAACGAGGACGCUGAAAACAUGUUGCGGGAAUACAGAGAAGCUAAGGCGAUAGCGAUUAUCGAACGGCAGAGGGCAGCGCAGACACGCACGGAAAUCAACACUUCUAUCCAAGGGCUCCAUCGCAGAGUAGCAGAAUCAGUCCAGAGUGCAGUGGCACGGGAGUAUGUGACGUUAUUAUCAUCGAUGAAAGAGAAUGUGAAAGAGGGGAUGGAUGCGGCAAUGGGACGGGCGGCGCCGGAGGGAAGGCUUAGGGUGGUUCUACCCAACGACUACAUGGAGACGAUGAAGAAGGCUGUGGUCGCCAACGUCCAAGAAACACUUGCGGACGUCAGAUCGGCGAUGGCAGAGAAUUGCCAGAGGCUAGAGACUCUGAAAACCGAAAUCCUGGCAGCGGUGGAUGAGAAGCUGUCUGGGAGGAUGAAAGACGGCCACGUUCCAGUCACUACGCCGAUCUCUACCAACACGCGUACUGGACAUGGGGUGGAGCAGCCGAACUCGUCACGUGGUGCGCAGUUCUCUCACCCUUACACGUGUGACAUAUCCCCAGAUGCUGCGCUCGCGGCAGCCGCGAACAUGGUCGAGGGGUGGGGGUUUUGGAGCGAACAGGGUAUGUUGGAGACGGAUCGGCGUACACAGACGGGAAGGGACGAGAUAAUUGCCGGUGACAAUGCAGAAGAACGGCGAGACGAUGAUGUAGGUCCAAAUGCAGCUGAGGCGGGGCAAGCACGAGACCUGGACCUUGCAAGGACGAUUGAAAUACGUGCUAGGGAGGCGUCGGAGCAACAGCGUCGCGAGGUAGAUGCAGAGCGGCAGAGAGCGAGGGAGGAGACGGAACGUAGUGUAAGAGAGGCGGAACAGGCGCGACUGAGGGACGAACAGGAACGGGUGGCUGCGCAGAAGCGAGCAGCGAGGGCAGCCGCACUUUCAAUGGCAGAGGAACGACGGAAGCGCCUUGAUGAGGACGCUGCGCGGGAGAGGUCGGAAGCCGAACAACGACAAAUGGAAAUGGCGUUAGAGCGAAAACGGUUGGAGAACGAGCUCGCGCGUCUGGCAAUGGAGGACGAGCAGGAGAAGACGGCGGAGGAGCGCCUGCAAAGUGAUAACGAGGUAACAGCGACCGGGAGUCGCAAUGUAGAGGGUAUGGUCGAUCGGCAGGAGGAGGACUCGGAGGGAGGAGGCGGACUGGGAGAAUAUGCAGGAGGUACAGGCAUUCUACAAGUGGUGCAUGUGAGCGAAGCAGAUGGAGAGAGGGCAGACAACGAGGCACAUGAGCAGCCAGCUGUCGAGGCUGACGACGAGGGGAAGAGACCAGGUGUGGAGCGGCCGUUCAAGGCACCGGGGUUGUUUGAGCGAAACAAAAACGAUCCGGAGAAGAUGCGGUACACAUCUGAGCAGACAUUAGGGGGCAAGAAGCGGAACAUGGGGUCACAUAAGGAGGCGUGGAGUAGAAACUUCACCGUCUGUGUCUGCUGGCUGGCCUACUUCCCGGAUUGCAACUUGUCGUCUUAUGGGAUCCCCGCCACAGAAAUUGAAAGGUGGCGCGACGAACUCCAAUUUGCGGUAUCUCUGCCGACCGGCGUGUGGAGUGUCAUCAACGAGCUGUCGCUCGACAGAUAUGCCAAGUGA